CAGGCUGCCUCCACAAUGCUGCGUGUGAUCAGUGACUGAAUGGGCAGCCUGGGGGAAACCUUUCCAGAGGAGACUGGCUUAGCAAGCGUGGGACUUCCUUUUGGCUUCUUUUGAUAAUGAAGAGAGAAAACGGUUUUGCUUUUAACUAUGGCUUCUCAGGAAGAGGCACAAGAGACAAAUCCCACUACUGGAAGUCUUGAAAUCAUCUCUGUUACAGAAGAUGAACCUCCAGUACCAGAAAUUCACUUUUCCUUCAAAAGAUUUUUCAGCAUACAAGUGAGAGUUGACCCCAGUGCAGAUGGCUCUGGAGAUAUCGAGCCACCUUCGAUGUGCCAUGUUUUAAUCUCCCCCAAAUACCUUCCAUAUGUCUGUGUUAUAUUCCUUGUAGUAAUCCUAGCAGUUGCCAUUGGCCUGGGUGUCCAAUACAACUGCAUUGGGAAGUUUCGCUGCCGGUCAUCCUUUAAGUGUAUCCAAAAGUCAGCCAGGUGCAAUGGUGUCUUCAACUGUAAAGAAGGAGAGGAUGAGUACGGAUGUGUCAGGCUGAGUGGCAAGAGGGCAGUGCUACAGGUGUUCACCUCUGGAUCCUGGCGAACCGUCUGCUCGGAUGACUGGAAAGCAGAGUAUGGAAAUACUACCUGCAAACACCUGGGUUUCUCAAGUUAUGUGAGUUCAGGUUACCUGCCGGUGACUGCAGUCGAAAAACAGUUUCAAAGACAUUUUGUAUCCCUCGGCCACUGGUUAUCAGCUGAUCAAGUGACAUCCCUGCACAACGCAACAAACCUGAGAGAGGAAUGCACUUCUGGCAACGUAAUCAUCUUAAAAUGUUUGGCAUGUGGGACGCGGGCCAGCUAUGGGCCGCGGAUCGUGGGAGGAAACGCGUCCUCCCCACGUCAGUGGCCCUGGCAGGUCAGCCUGCAAUUUCACGGGCACCACCUCUGCGGAGGGUCCGUCAUCACCCCACGAUGGAUCAUCACGGCUGCCCACUGCGUCUACGACCUGUACUUGCCAAGCUCAUGGAGCGUGCAAGUUGGUUUUGUGACUCAGCAAGACACCCAGGUUCACCCAUAUUCAGUGGAAAAAAUUAUCUACCAUCGAAAUUAUAAACCCAAGACAAUGGGAAAUGAUAUAGCACUGAUGAAACUGGCAGCACCACUUGCUCUCAACGGUCACAUAGAACCAAUUUGUCUGCCUAAUUUUGGUGAACAGUUCCCAGAAGGGAAAAUGUGUUGGGUAUCAGGAUGGGGAGCAACUGUUGAAGGAGGUGAUACAUCCGACACAAUGAAUUAUGCAGGUGUUCCCUUGAUUUCUAACGCAAUUUGCAAUCACAGGGACGUCUACGGUGGGAUCAUAACUCCUUCAAUGCUUUGUGCCGGUUUCCUAAAGGGAGGGGUAGAUACCUGCCAGGGAGAUAGUGGGGGCCCUUUAGCGUGUGAAGAUAUGAGCAUCUGGAAGUUGGUGGGGACCACCAGCUUUGGAGUGGGCUGUGCAGAAGAGAACAAGCCAGGUGUCUACAGCCGAACCACCUCCUUCCUGGACUGGAUACACGAGCAGAUGGAGAGAGAAGAGCUGCAGACCUGAAGGGAGUGGUGGCUGGCUGGGCUUCUGAACACCCACAUCAAGAUGCAGCCCCACAGAAGGACCUACUGCACUCUUCUGGAUGUCUGUUCUGAGCUUUGUACCUUCAUGGACUUCUUUUUACUAUUUCUUUGUGGUACUGGUAACUAUACUUAAUGAAAACUGAUGCACUUUUGGAUGGAAGAGGCGGAUUCAUUCUGCAUGAUGGACACAAGCAUUUUCUGUCAUCUACUAAUUUCACACAGAAGAAGUGCUAAGACUGAUAACCCAGAAUGCUGCAAUUAAGUUUUGCAAGCACCACGGGUAAAAGACUACAGGAACUUCAGAUCAGGUUGCUUGUUACUAUUUUGGUACUUCCCUUCCAAGAACCA
Messenger RNA from Oxyura jamaicensis (ruddy duck), 1946 nucleotides. It is a transcript of the gene TMPRSS3, whose product is annotated as transmembrane serine protease 3. The record is from RefSeq and is a predicted model, not a curated record. The coding region runs from base 148 to 1578 and encodes 476 amino acids. Lineage: Eukaryota; Metazoa; Chordata; Aves; Anseriformes; Anatidae. The transcript has 13 exons. Gene Ontology annotation, molecular function: protein binding; serine-type endopeptidase activity. Gene Ontology annotation, cellular component: membrane. Gene Ontology annotation, biological process: proteolysis.